Coregonus sp. 'balchen' is the source of this 4274-nucleotide messenger RNA. NCBI's taxonomy places the organism in Eukaryota, Metazoa, Chordata, Actinopteri, Salmoniformes, Salmonidae. The record is from the annotation of a GenBank genome assembly.
AUGGAGCUAAAAUCUCUCCACCUCUUUCUCUCUCCAGGCAGAAUAGCUACACCAUUCCGAUUCAAAUCAUCCCAGAUCGGCUCUGCCUCCUCGCCUGCUGUGAUGUCUGUGUCUCUGUCCAGCAUCCCCGCCGUGAAGGACAAGCCGUUCCACUCCAACCCCCUCAAAGGCAGCCCUGUCCCGGGCUCGGGUUACUACGCUGCCCCGCUGCCCGGAGCCCACCAUUACAUGGACAUCUUCAGGUGCUCUCAGCAGCCCCUCCACCCAAUCAAGUCCCUGGGACGGCUAGUCACAGACACCCAGGCAGUCAUGCCGUUCAACUUCACCGACCGGAACCCCUCAUUCUUCGGCCACGACGGCCACGCCGUUAACGUGCUCCAUGAGCAGAUCUUCAACACGUCGAACAUCCCGUAUUUUAAUCGGAUGAUGCCGGGAGUGGGACAAACGAUUUACUCCAAGCACGAGGAGCUGGCGACGGUGGUGAUCGAGCACGCUACUGGGCCGUUAUCAGACUUCAGCAGUCCUGCCUCAAGCGAGAGGUCUUCUGCUCACUCGGUCUCGCCGUCCAAAGCAAGUUUGUUCCACCUCAGGGGAACCGAAUUAUCAUCGAAGAAAACGCGCACUUAUAGUUUCAGCGAGGAUGAUCUGUUCACUGUGCUGUACGGAUAUACCCGGAGACAGGAGCAGAAUACCGGUCACGCCAUCUCAGGAGUAGCCCUGCCCGGGAACUCAGGUAGACAGAUAAAGCUUCUCGCAUAUCUCUGUCACACAAUUACCUUUGAAAUGUUAUCGAAAGUGGGUCAUUUUCUUAAAAGCAAACGUGUGUUAUUGCUUCAGCUGUCCUAACAGGUUUAUGGUAGUGGAAAAAGUUAAAAUUGUUAGAUGCAACAUAACAUUAUUGCUUGCUAUUGCCAAUUGGGGCUGGAGAUUCAAUCCGUUCAUAUAGGCACUAAUUCUGUAUUUCUAGCUGGGAUUUGAUGAUUAUUGGUUUACCUUAGUCCAUGUGUAUGGCUAUUUCAAGAAUAAUCAAACUGUCAAUUCCAGGAAGAUUAAUCUAUGUCUGGGAAACCAGCCCAUAUUGUCGGUCGUUUUGUGUUUGAUUUGUAGGCUCUAAUGUUCAUAAUUGACCACCAGCAUCGCUAACUUUAACAUUCUCUUCAACAGUUUGUAACAGCGAGCUACUCACCUUGAAUACUCCGGCGCUUGAACUACCAGAAGGUAGGCCUCUCUCAAUUCAAUGCAAUUCAAUUCAAAUGGCUAUAUUGGCAUGGGAAACAUCUCUCUCUCUCUCUCUCUCUCUCUCUCUCUCUCUCUCUCUCUCUCUCUCUCUCUCUCUCUCUCUCUCUCUCUCUCUCCCCUUCCUUCCUUCCUUUCUCUCUCUCUGUUAGAAUUUUCAGUUCAUACUUGUGAAGUUGCGUAAAGGGUGUUAACUUUAAUGUGUUUUCAAAUGUCACUUCCAGGGUUAACUAUCCACCAGACGAGUUACCGCAGUUUGUCCCACUACGGAGUUUUCGCAGUGAAGAGCGCCAUCACCAAGGGAACACGGUUCGGCCCAUUUCAGGGGAAACUGGUCAAUACGAGCGAGAUCAAAACAUACGAUGACAACACUCUGAUGUGGGAGGUCAGUUUAAUUGCUUAAUUAAGUGCACAAUAUUGUGUUUAGUUUAUUUAUUGUGAGCUAAAAGUUUGAACCUUUUGUGUUUUUAUUCGGUGAGUAAACCAGUUGUGCGUAAAUGCCAAUUUAUGCGUAAAUGUAGGCCUAAAAAUAUAUGCUUGAUUACCAAUUAAUUAAAAGGCCAUACAGUCAAACAAUUUGUAGCCACAUACAUUUUCGUGCAAUAUAAUAGGUUUAACAACAACAUUUUCUCUGUGUCCAUUAAUCCAGGUGUUCGAGAACGGCCGAUUGAGUCACUUCGUGGAUGGCCGGGGCUCUUCCGGUAACUGGAUGUCCCUGGUGAAGUGCGCGCGCUUCCCGGAGGAGCAGAACCUGAUCGCGGUACAGAGUAAGGCACAGAUCUUCUACGAGGCCUGUAAGGAGAUCCAGCCGGGCCAGGAGCUGCUGGUCUGGUACGGGGACUGCUAUGUUCAGUUCCUGGGGAUUCCUCUCACUCUGAAAGACUCGCUGGAGGAGGGGAACGUCAUGCUUCCACAUGAAGGUAAGGACAUUUUCAUAUAGAAUCAGAGAAUCAGAAUCAUCUUUAUUCGAAUAGAAUAGAAAAACUUUUCUCUUCCCCAGUGGGAACUUCAUUUGUGGAAAAUAUUUUCAUAUAGACGUCACAAUACUCUACUCUUAUAUAUUCUAUUAUUCUAUAAAUCUAUCGCACGUGUUUAUUUGUAGCUGCAGCCUUGCCACUAAAAUCCACCAAGGUUUUCCCUAAUAACAUUUGCUUUUAUUUCAGAUUCUGGAGAGGGUUUUAAGUGUGAUCGGUGUGGGAAAGUGUUCGCCUAUCAAUACUACAGAGACAAACACCUGAAGUACACGCGCUGCGUGGACCAGGGGGACCGGAAGUUCCCGUGCCACCUCUGCGACAGGUCGUUCGAGAAGAGAGACCGACUGAGGAUUCAUAUCCUACACGUUCACGAGAAACACCGACCACAUAAGGUAAAAUGCCAAAUAAUUACUAAAUAAUACAUAUUCCCGAGUGGUGCUGAAAAAACAGCUCCCUUUGCAUUAGGCUAUAGGCCUACUUUCUCCCUAAAUCUAUAGUUUGUUUUAUGCCUACUCUUUUUAUUUUACCCCCUUAUUCAGUGUUAAAAAACUGCACAUUUCCCGAAGGACCUACUUAAUGUCGGCUGAUUUCUCUAAUCUCCCCUCUCUCCUCUGUGCUAGUGACAAAUAUAGGCCUGCUUUCCUCCUAAAUCUGUAACUGAAGGUUCACUCAGUGUAAACUAUUACUAAAUUUCCCCAUAAUCAAUGUGUCACCUUCUCUCUUGUCAGUGCUCGGUGUGCGGAAAGAGUUUCUCUCAGUCCUCCAGUCUCAACAAACACAUGCGUGUGCAUUCAGGAGAGCGCCCCUACAAGUGUGUCUACUGUAACAAGGUGAGCACAGAAUGACAGGUGUGUGUGUGUGUGUGUGUGUGUGUGUGUGUCAUCGAGUCCUUGGGCGUGUAGGUGGGCAGACCCCGAUGGAGCUCGAGCUCACCAUUUAGAAGCUUCCUCAUUUCAUGGUGCAUUUGGCGCGAGCGCCCUCGUUAUUGUCUCCCGGUGCAGGCACGCUCCGCCGAGACACUUCCGUGGUGAUUAGCGCCAGAUGUACCCACCCUAUUGUUCCCCCACGCCCCGAGAUUACACUCUGAAUGUAUGGCUCUAUGAGGAACAGACGUUUUCUUUGUUGUUUGCAGGAUAUUACUUCUUCCUCAGUUUUUAUGUCGCCUACUUAAAUAAUGUUUUUGUUUAACCCAAACCCCCUGUUUAACAAUGAUAUGUUAGCCUAUAUGCUAGUUAUAUGCUCUUUUAAAAUACUAUCCAAAUGAAAAGGCAUUUGAAAUCGAAUUGAAUCCAGAUUUUCGAUAACAGAAUGAAUGUGCCAAGCCUGCAUUGGUGCCAGCCUAUUGCUGUAUUGGCCAAUGUGUAGUCUUGCCAAACAACCAAUGGCUAUCAAAGUAUUCCGUUCUGAUAGAACUGUAGACCUAUUGAGUCCACUCAUGUCCUCAAACUUCUAUGUCCUCUACCCUGUUCUAGGCCUUCACCGCUUCCAGCAUCCUGCGCACGCACAUCCGCCAGCACUCGGGAGAGCGGCCCUUCAAGUGUAAGCACUGCGGGAGAGCCUUUGCCUCGCAUGCCGCGCACGACAGCCACGUCCGACGUACCCACGCCAAUGAUAAACUCUACCCGUGCGACGUGUGUGGAAGCACCUUCCAAGACGCGACAGAACUCAAGAACCACAUGAAGAGUCACAAAAGUAAGAUCUGAUUGUCAAUAGAUAUUGAAGGAAUAGGACACGUUUUGGUUGUACCUAGGGUCUAGGCCUAUAUCUUGAGUGCAAAACCAAAAUACACUGGAUAAAUAUAGAAAUAGAAUGCUGACUUAUGUGUCUAACCUAAAUUGCCUAAUAUAUCUGGGAUGUUCGUUCUAAAACGUUAUCUUUUCGUUAUUGACAGAAGGCCCUCUGUCGGAAACCGCAGUUCCUCCUACCAUCUCACUAAACGGAUCUUUGGAGGAUACAACAACGAUGUUUUCAGUCACCAAGGACUGCAGGACGCAAAGACUGACCGAGGAGAACUUCUACACUGGCCUGACGAUUCUGAACCAAGAAUAUCGACCCUGGAAUUAA